Molecule: messenger RNA, 1239 nt
Organism: Lachnellula hyalina
Lineage: Eukaryota; Fungi; Ascomycota; Leotiomycetes; Helotiales; Lachnaceae
Gene: SPBC337.03
Product: UPF0400 protein
Exons: 5
Coding region: 1-1239 (412 amino acids)
Biological process (GO): mRNA 3'-end processing
Cellular component (GO): RNA polymerase II, holoenzyme
Molecular function (GO): RNA polymerase II C-terminal domain binding
Source: RefSeq, a predicted model, not a curated record
AUGGCAUACAACGAUGAUGCCGUGUUGGCAAAGCUGUCUGCGCUCAAUGAGACGCAAGAGAGUAUCGUCACUGUUGCCCAAUGGGUAAUGUUCCACCGGAGACACGCAGACCGAACUGGCCAGCUGUGGCUUCAACGACUCAAAGACUCGGGAAGCAACAAGAGAUUGAAUUUGGUCUAUCUUGCGAAUGAGGUCGCACAACAAUCCAAGGCCCGUCACAAGGACGAUUUCCUCAUCGCAUUCUCUCCCGUCAUCGCCGAGGCAACUGCAACCGCCUAUAAGGGAGCUACGAAUGAGGUUCAGCAAAAGUUGAGGAGGGUUGUGGAGGUUUGGAGACAACGGCAGAUCUUUGACCUCGGUAUCCAGGAGUCCAUUGAGACGAGGAUUGAUGUAGACCUUGACAAAACUAGAAGUUCUGGCAAGCGACUGGGCGGCUCUAUCUUCUCUUCGAAUACUGGUUCUACGCCAAACGAACUCGCUCCUCUGGUCGAACCCCAACAAACUCUCACAAAAUCCGCCCUAACUGCCAAAACCGCCCUCACGAACGCCAAUCAGGAUUAUGAUAAGCUCAAUGAUCCCGCCGCGACUACACCAACUGCGCCUGUCCACGCAGCCAGACUAAAUGGCCUACUGAAAUCAUUGGCAAAUGCAGAGGGCGCCGUGGCCGAGGGCAUCAAGGCUCGCAAGGCUCUAAUUGAAGGGUUGGAGAAGAUACUAGGCACAAACCGCGCAGCUCUUGCCGCAGAUGAGGCCCAACUCAGCGAGCUUACGAGCCGCAAAAACCAGACUGAUACCAAGAAAAGGGACGUAGAGGACACAAUCAUGCGUGGCUUCAAUCCCAACAGCACCCCAAGCACACCAGCCGGCGUAGGAGACGGAUCCCCGGCUGCGAACCAGUCGCCAAUUACACCUGCUCCAGAACCUGAUCGCCCCGAAGUCGAAGCGUUGACACCUCCUGGCUACCCGCAACCUCCAGCGACUGAGCCAGUUCCCGAGUUUGAUCUGUAUUCUAACAAUGGGACUUCUCACAUGAUAGCUGAUCAACUUCCUUUCCAACCAACUGCUGGCGCCGAUCUUUUGUCGAGCCUGUCAACGUCCUACGGUGUCUCCUCGGCUGCCAGUGUGAAAAAGCGCAAGUUGAAUGACAGCGAUUUCCCAGAUCUGGGUGGAGAUGCUAUGGAUGGAUUGGACGCAGACGUUGCAGAGAUGUUGAUGAAGGACACCACCAAUAGUCAUUAG